AUGGCUGUCCAGCCCUGCUGGCCUUGCCCCGCGGCCGCCGCCGGCGACAAGGAGGCCGCGGCGCGACGGCUGCUCCGGCAGGAGCGCGCCGGCCUGCAGGACCGGAAGCUGGACGUCGUGGUGCGCUUCAACGGCAGCACCGAGGCGCUGGACAAGCUGGACGCCGACGCCGUGUCGCCCACGGUCAGCCAGCUCAGCGCCGUCUUCGAGAAGGCCGACUCGAGGACCGGCCUCCACCGAGGGCCCGGGCCUCCCCGGGCUGCGGCCGCAGGGGCUGCCCAGGUCAACUCGAAGCUGGUCAGUAAGCGAUCCCGGGUGUUCCAGCCGCCCCCGCCCCCGCCCGCCCCGUCGGGAGAUGCCCCGACCGACAAGGAGCGGAGUGGCCCCGGAGGGCAGCAGCCCCCCCAGCACCGAGUGGCCCCCGCCCGGCCGCCCCCCAAGCCGCGGGAGGUGCGGAAGAUCAAGCCGGUGGAGGUGGAGGAGAGCGGGGAUUCGGAGGCCGAGUCUGCCCCCGGGGAAGUGAUCCAGGCCGAGGUGACGGUCCACGCGGCCCUGGAGAAUGGCAGCACCUCGGCAACCACAGCCAGCCCCGCGCCCGAGGAGCCCAAGGCCCAAGCGGCCCCCGAGGAGGAGGUGGCGACGGUGGCAGAGCCAGAGAGGGGGGUGGGAAACGGCCGGGCCCCGGACGUGGCCCCGGAGGAGGCCGACGAGUCCAAGAAGGAGGACUUCUCGGAGGCGGACUUGGUGGACGUGAGCGCCUACAGUGGGCUUGGGGAGGACUCUGGGGGCAGUGCCCUGGAGGAGGACGAUGAGGAAGAUGAAGAGGACGCAGAGCCCCCCUAUGAGCCCGAGUCUGGGUGCGUGGAGAUCCCGGGGCUCUCGGAGGAAGAGGACCCGGCCCCGAGCCGGAAGAUCCAUUUCAGCACGGCGCCCAUCCAAGUAUUCAGCACCUACUCCAAUGAGGACUAUGACCGCCGCAAUGAGGAUGUGGACCCUAUGGCUGCCUCUGCAGAGUAUGAGCUGGAGAAGCGGGUGGAACGGCUGGAGCUGUUUCCUGUAGAGCUGGAGAAGGACUCCGAGGGUCUAGGCAUCAGCAUCAUCGGCAUGGGAGCCGGGGCCGACAUGGGCCUGGAGAAGCUGGGCAUCUUCGUCAAGACCGUGACUGAGGGUGGCGCUGCCCAUCGGGAUGGCAGGAUCCAGGUGAAUGAUCUCCUGGUGGAGGUGGAUGGAACCAGUCUGGUGGGAGUGACCCAGAGUUUUGCAGCCUCCGUGCUCAGGAACACCAAGGGCCGCGUGCGGUUCAUGAUUGGCCGGGAACGGCCUGGAGAGCAGAGUGAAGUGGCUCAGUUAAUUCAGCAGACUUUGGAGCAAGAGCGAUGGCAGCGGGAGAUGAUGGAGCAAAGAUAUGCCCAGUAUGGGGAGGACGAUGAUGAGACAGGGGAAUAUGCCACUGACGAGGAAGAGGAGCUGAGCCCCACAUUCCCAGGUGGUGAGAUGGCCAUCGAGGUGUUCGAGCUGGCAGAGAACGAGGAUGCGCUGUCUCCUGUGGACAUGGAGCCCGAGAAGCUGGUGCACAAGUUCAAGGAGCUCCAGAUCAAGCACGCAGUGACUGAAGCAGAGAUCCAGCAGCUGAAACGCAAGCUGCAGAGCCUGGAGCAGGAGAAGGGGCGCUGGCGAGUGGAGAAGGCCCAGUUGGAGCAGAGUGUGGAAGAGAACAAGGAGCGCAUGGAGAAACUAGAGGGCUACUGGGGUGAGGCGCAGAGCCUGUGCCAGGCGGUGGAUGAGCACCUUCGGGAGACCCAGGCCCAAUACCAGGCCCUGGAGCGCAAGUACAGCAAGGCCAAGCGCCUCAUCAAGGACUACCAGCAGAAGGAGAUUGAGUUUCUGAAAAAGGAGACUGCCCAGCGUCGGGUGCUGGAGGAGUCGGAGCUGGCCAGGAAGGAGGAAAUGGACAAGCUCCUGGACAAGUCUGGUCUUUUUUUCACAGACCUAGACUUGGCUGUGCCAGAGACCGCCAGACUGGACAGCAGUUUACACAAGGCCCGGGCCCAGCUGCUGGCCAAGGGCCGGAGACACCGGCCCUCCCGCUCCAGGCUUCGGGACAGUGCCAGCUCUGCUGAGGAUGGUGAAGGCUCUGAUGGCCCUGGAGGCAAGGUGACCGAUGGCUGUGGGAGUCCCCUGCACCGCCUGCGCUCGCCUUUGCACUCGGGCCCGGGGUCCCCCGCCGGGGGCUCCUUCUGCCUGGAGCCUCCCGGGCUGCGUCGCAGCCUAGACGAGGACGAGCCGCCGCCCUCGCCGCGCACCCGCUACCGACCCCUGCACAAUGCCACCUCCCACGAGGGCCUGGCCGCCGCCUCCAGCUCGCCGCCGCGCUCCGCGCCCUCCUCGGACAGCUCGCCCAGCUUCGUGCGCCGCCACCCGCGCGCAGAGCCGCACAGCGAAGAUGAUAGCCGAGAUGCUAGCCCUCCUGAGCCGGCCAGCCCCACCAUUGGCCUGGAUAAGAAGACUCGCCGGAAGUUCCUGGACCUGGGGGUCACUCUCCGCCGGGCAUCCACUGGCAAGAGCCGGAAGGAGAAGGGCAGCAACCGCCUGUCCAUGGGUAGCAGGGAGUCGGUAGAGGGGUCUGGCAGGUCCGGAGGCUCCCCAUUCCUGCCCUUUUCCUGGUUCACAGACAGCGGCAAGGGUUCAGCAUCUUCAGGCAGCACCACCUCCCCAACCUGCUCUCCCAAACAUGAGGGCUUUAGCCCUAAGAAGUCAGCUUCCCAGGAAUCCACCCUGAGCGAUGACUCCACGCCCCCCAGCAGCAGCCCUAAGAUCCCCAGCGGUCCUCGACAGGAGGCUAAGUGUUCCUACCCCUACCACACACUGUCCCAGUCCUCAGACGAGUUCCUGGAUGAGCCCCUCUCCUCUGUCCAGCACUGGAACAGCCAGCAGGUGGGCCAGUGGCUGCACAGCCUUAACCUAGAGCAGUAUGCUGCUGAGUUUGCUGCCCGCCAGGUUGAUGGGCCACAGCUGCUGCAGCUGGAUGGAAGCAAGCUGAAGAGCCUGGGGCUCAGCAACUCGCAUGACCGGGCACUAGUGAAGCGGAAGCUGAAGGAGCUGGCGGCCGCAGCUGAGAAGGAACGCAAGGCCCAGGAGAAGGCUGCGCGGCAGCGCGAGAAGCUGCGGCGCCGCGAGCAAGAGGCCAAGAAGAGCUAG
Messenger RNA from Dipodomys ordii (Ord's kangaroo rat), 3198 nucleotides. RefSeq names its product neurabin-2-like. Bases 1 to 3198 code for a protein of 1065 amino acids. Gene Ontology annotation, cellular component: dendrite; postsynaptic density; cytoplasm. Gene Ontology annotation, biological process: neuron projection development; actin filament organization; calcium-mediated signaling. The record is from RefSeq and is a predicted model, not a curated record. Gene Ontology annotation, molecular function: actin filament binding. The transcript has 18 exons. NCBI's taxonomy places the organism in Eukaryota, Metazoa, Chordata, Mammalia, Rodentia, Heteromyidae.